ACAGAUGGCAACUCUGUUUAUUUUUAUCGGCCAUUGUUGUCAAUUGUCAUGAAUUUGUUUAUUAUUAUUAACUAAUAUAAAUAAAUAAUCAACAAUUAAAAUAUAGUACAGUAUUUUUAUAAUUUUAUUUUAGUCCACAGAUUGUUGGUGAAAUAAUGGCAGUGAGAUUGUUGUUUAAACAAUUGAAUAUAUUAAAAAAUAAAAAUUGUCGUUUGUUAUGUACUGGAACAUGUUCAACACUUUCAAGUAACAAAAAUAAUAUUGACAAUGAUAAAAAUUGGAAAGAAGAACUGUUAAAAACAAUGAAAAUAUAUCCUGAUUUUAUAAAUAAAGAUGAAGAAGAAUCAUUGUUUCAAGAAGUUGAACCUUAUAUGAAAAAAUUAAGAUAUGAAUUUGAUCAUUGGGAUGAUGCUAUUCAUGGAUACAGAGAAACUGAAAGAUCAAAAUGGAAUGAUGUUAAUAAAAUAAUAAUUGAUAGAGUUAGACAAAUGGCAUUUCCACCAGGUAUGCCACAACUUAGAUAUGUUCAUGUUUUGGAUUUGUCUGCUGAAGGAAUCAUAAAACCACAUGUAGACAGUGUCAGGUUUUGUGGAGAUGUCAUUGCUGGAAUAAGUUUACUAUCUGAUUGUGUUAUGAGAUUGACCAAAGUUGGUGAUGAAAUUAAAUGUCGUGAGGAUUUUUUUCUUCCUCAAAGAUCAUUAUACAUAAUGAGUGGUGUUGCUCGACAAGUUUACAAUCACGAAGUACUAGGUCCAAAUGACUCAAUAUAUCAAGGAAAAAAAAUUAAAAAAGACAGAAGAAUAUCAAUAAUAUGUAGAAGUGAACCAGAUACUCAACAAUCUUCAUAAUUUUUUUAUCCAUUAACUUGUAAAUAAUGCAGAAUUAAAUAUUGUAAAUUAAAAUAAAAUAUUAACACAAUAUUUUA
Molecule: messenger RNA, 925 nt
Organism: Aphidius gifuensis
Lineage: Eukaryota; Metazoa; Arthropoda; Insecta; Hymenoptera; Braconidae
Product: alpha-ketoglutarate-dependent dioxygenase alkB homolog 7, mitochondrial
Exons: 5
Coding region: 156-848 (230 amino acids)
Biological process (GO): DNA damage response; fatty acid metabolic process
Cellular component (GO): mitochondrial matrix
Source: RefSeq, a predicted model, not a curated record